This is a messenger RNA of Paramuricea clavata, 155 nucleotides long. NCBI's taxonomy places the organism in Eukaryota, Metazoa, Cnidaria, Anthozoa, Malacalcyonacea, Plexauridae. The record is from the annotation of a GenBank genome assembly.
AUGUUGGCAAUGCGAGAUGACAUUUAUCGAGCUAUGAAAAGAGGUGAAGUUACCAUAGCUGUUCUUGCCGACUUCUCCAAAGCAUUUGAUACUGUUUCAUAUUCGACCAUCUUGAGAAAACGUGACCGGCAAGGAUUCUCCAAAGAUUACCUCAA